UUUUUUCAAUCUGCGAAUUAUUUUAUGUUAGUGAACACGUUUUUCUUUGGAUAGCAUGCGGUAAUAUUUUGUUACAAAUUAAAUCGCAAUUGAAUAAAUUUUUUAAUUUAUAAUUACUGUGUCUUUCAGUUUUAGUCAUUAUUUCUUAAAUCUAGUUAAAUAAUUAUUACAUAAUGGCUAAAAGGUGUGACUGUAGUCAAAAAGGCCUGCUAGUUGGUAUUGGUAAUCCCUUGCUGGAUAUAUCAGCUAUUGUGGAUGAAUCCCUUCUUCAGAAAUAUGAACUGCAAGCUGAUGGAGCCAUAAUGGCUGAAGACAAGCAUAUGCCACUCUAUAAAGAGCUUAUGGAAAAACACAAUGCAGAAUUCAUAGCUGGUGGUAGUGUUCAGAAUUCCUUACGUGUGGCACAAUGGAUCCUUAAGAAUCCUAAUGUAUGCACAUACUUUGGUUGUGUGGGCAACGACGAUUACGCACGGAUUUUAAGAGAAAGAGCAGAGGCUGAAGGAGUAACAGUCCGGUACCAAGUAACAGACGAAGCCCCAACGGGAACAUGCGCGGUACUAGUUACAGGGACUCAUAGGUCAUUAUGUGCUAAUCUUGCUGCAGCACAGAAGUUCACACCAGAUCAUUUGGAAAAGGAAGAGUGUCGGAGGAGUAUCGAAAGCGCAAAGUUCUUCUAUGCAUCUGGUUUCUUCGUAGCAGUAUCACCAGAGUCUAUUAUGCAGCUCGCCCAACAUGCGCAUGCGCAUUCACAUACAUUCGUUAUGAAUUUGAGCGCACCUUUUGUUUCCCAGUUCUACAAGGAACCAUUAACACAAAUUAUGCCGUAUGUGGAUGUUUUAUUUGGUAAUGAAUCUGAAGCAGAAGCAUUCGCACAAGCCUUCAAUAUAGCUGAAACGGAUUUGCAGCAAUUAGCCCUCAAAACAGCCGCUUUACCAAAACUGAAUUCCCGACAACGUGUCGUAGUAAUCACCCAAGGAAAGGACCCGGUGAUUUUAGUGGAGGGAUCCAAAAUAUCCUUAAUACCAGUUAUUUAUUUGACCCGGGAACAAAUUGUGGACACCAAUGGCGCCGGGGAUGCGUUCGCCGGGGGUUUUCUAAGUCAAUUAGUUAUGGGAAAGUCCUACGAAACAUGUGUCAAGUGUGGUAUUUAUAGUGCGACUCAUAUAAUACAGCAUUCGGGCUGCACUGUUAGUGGUGAAAGUGAUUUUCAAGAAUAAUUUUAUUAAGCCACUCAAGUGUGACUUAAAAUAGCUAUAAUUUCCAUAUCAACGGGUAGAUUUCAAAUAUUGAGAGUUCAUAAGAUUGUACCAUUAUUACUUUAAAUUCUUGUGAACUGUAAUGAAGAUUUAUGUUAAGUUUUAAAAUAAACUGAAAUCUAAAGUAAUAUUGUACCAGUUUUUUAAAAGAAUAUCGCUUUGAUAUGUUAAUGUGACCAUUGUUAUUUAAUCGAAAUAAAUAUCAAUAAUGUAGGUACUUUUACUUGAAAGAAAUCUAUAUCUAUUUUUGAGUGCAACCUAACAAUGUUAGUGUUGUUAAAAUUAUUUUGUAUAGUAUAUAUAUAUAUAUAUAUAUAUACCGUAAUAUUCAGCAAUAUACAUGAAAAGCAAUAUGUGAAUUUUGUUGUAAAUGUCUGGAUGUUUAUCAUUAUUUACUGUGUAAGUUUAACUUAAUUUUCAUUUGAUUGUUAUAAAUUCAAUAAAUUUUUUGCCUAAAAAAAGAAAAUGAAAUAACUGGCAACAUGAGUUUAUUUUGCAUAGAGACAAUAGAGCAAUGUAGACUAAUGUUAUAUUGAUAGGAUUUUUUUUAAUUUCAUUUAAAAGAAAUUGGUAACAUAAGUAAUUAUAAAAUAUUGUGCUAAAAGCAUGUUACCAUAAAAAUUAAUAUAGUUUUAAGCACUGUCAAAACUGUUACUUAAAGGGCCUUUAAGAUUCCUUUAAAGUCUAAGUUACAAUUACAGUACAGAAUUUAAUUUAAUGCACAAUAUUACAUCAAAAAGAAGUUGUUACCAGAUCUGUAAGAUAGUUUGAAGUGUUUGUACUUAUGAGCUAUGGAUGAUAUGAAUAAAGAGUUUUUUUUUUAAUGCU
Molecule: messenger RNA, 2084 nt
Organism: Pieris napi
Lineage: Eukaryota; Metazoa; Arthropoda; Insecta; Lepidoptera; Pieridae
Gene: Adk2
Product: adenosine kinase
Exons: 6
Coding region: 174-1217 (347 amino acids)
Biological process (GO): purine ribonucleoside salvage
Cellular component (GO): cytosol; nucleus
Molecular function (GO): adenosine kinase activity
Source: RefSeq, a predicted model, not a curated record